Molecule: messenger RNA, 1742 nt
Organism: Rotaria sordida
Lineage: Eukaryota; Metazoa; Rotifera; Eurotatoria; Philodinida; Philodinidae
Source: the annotation of a GenBank genome assembly
AUGCCAAAAUUUCUUUCACGUUUAUUCAGUGGUUCAUCAUUUCGUAGUUCAUCAUUUCGUGGCUCACAAACAUCACUUUCUGAUACUCAUAGUCCAAGUAAAACAUCAAGCAAUAUCCGUACAACUUCGUCACUUGAAAAUCUUGCAUCAUAUCAUGUUACACCAAAAGAACUUGAAAAAAAUAAAUUACAUAAAGCAGCAUGGGAAGGAAAUCUUAAAAAAGUUCAACAUCUUGCACGACCAGGUCAAAUUAAUCUUAAAGAUUCACAAAAGCGUACUCCACUACAUUUAGCUGUUGUUAAAGGACAUAUAGACAUAGUCAGAUAUCUUGUUGAAGAAGGUGCAAAAUUAGAUGUUGUCGAUAAUGAACAACGAACGCCAUUGAUUAAAGCUAUUCUUAGUGGUGUUCAGAAUAUAAAACGAAAUUAUCAAAUAUGUGAAAUUUUAGUAAAUGGUGGUGCUGAUAAGUGUAAGAAUUUCAAUUUUUUAAAAGAAUACAUCCAUGGGCAAAAGUUUUUCUCUUCACUUCUUUUCUUGGCAAGCUUUUCUCUGCUAUUAUAAGGAUAAAACAUGGUGUUGUUGAGGCGAUAUAAAAGAGAACCUCUAGUCGGGCCGAACAACACCAUGUUUUGUCCUUGUAAUAAUAGAGAAAGCUUCGCUGAAAAAGAAGUAAAGGGAAAGAGUUUUGCCUACGAAUGUAUAUAUACGUUUGGAAAUGACUAGAAAGAUUUUGCAGAAGGAUUCGUACCAUUUUGAAUUUCUUAUUUGGUUAUGAAAGCUGUUUUUUCCAUUUUUAUGUUUGUAUUCCAUCACAUAGCCUAAUUUUGAUGAUAGCGACAAAGUUAAGUCAAUGGGAAUCUGAUGAUAAAGAUGCCUUUAUUACAUUUGAUGUAUUUUAGUAGUGCAUAAUUGUAAACUAAAAAACUAAAUACACAUAAAAUGGUAGGAAACUCCAAGAGCUUCCAGAAUAUGGAAUUAUUUUAUAGUGAUCAUGUAUUUAAAAUAUGGACUACUGCUAUUCAUUUCUAGGCAUAUAUAUGUAUUUUGUGAAGCACGAUCUAAAUGAAGUGUUGAAGUAUAGAGGGGUAUUAGAGGUCGAGUUUUAUACUUUCUCCUUUUUAUUUUUAAUUUCAAAGCGAAAUGCACUCAUACACAAACGUAUGUGUCUGAUCUCAGAGAGAAAAUACGCACAUAUAUAUGUGUCGUAUCAAAAUUACACUGUUCGAAGAAGUUAUAACUUCGAUAGAAAAAUUUGUCGAAGUUACUUUUAAUUCACUUAUCAAUAAAUAAUUUACUAAAGUGAAUAUCUUACCGGUGAAUGUAUGAUCUAAAAUAAAUUUUGCUAAUAAAUAUUCAUUUCUUUAAUAAUAUUAUUAAAUAAAUAAAUAUUUAUUAGUAAAAGUUUAUUUUUGAUCAUACAUUCAGCAGUAGAAUAUUCAGUUUAAUAAAUUGUUUAUUGAUAAGUGGAUUAGCAGUAACUUCGACAUGGUGUGGGUCACUUCUUCAACCAAACCCACACCCUAUUGAGACAAUCCUCAGCAGGAUACCUAACAAUUGAUCCUCUGCAUUAUUCACUGAGGAUAUCAACGACUUUCUUAUUGGAUUUCUGGAGGUUUUAGUAAAAGGAUGAUGAAGAAAGAUGUCCUAAAAUAGAACGAAUAAAGCAAUCUCCCUAUGACUAGCAAUAGUAACUAUAUCGUGUUUCACAUUUGAACUCUGUAGAGUUUGUGUUAAUAGUUUUU